Molecule: messenger RNA, 2877 nt
Organism: Myripristis murdjan (pinecone soldierfish)
Lineage: Eukaryota; Metazoa; Chordata; Actinopteri; Holocentriformes; Holocentridae
Gene: eya2
Product: EYA transcriptional coactivator and phosphatase 2
Exons: 16
Coding region: 372-1781 (469 amino acids)
Biological process (GO): positive regulation of DNA repair; negative regulation of extrinsic apoptotic signaling pathway in absence of ligand; multicellular organism development
Cellular component (GO): nucleus
Molecular function (GO): protein tyrosine phosphatase activity
Source: RefSeq, a predicted model, not a curated record
GGCAGCUCGGCUGACUGUCUGCAGAAAGCUGUCACCACUCGGAGCGCCACGGCUGAUCCGUCCGCAGGAGCCGCGCUGAGCACCGCGCACUGAGCACGGCGCCCGGCCACACAUGUCCCGGGACACUUUCUGAAGCCUGCGGAGACACUUCUUGGCAUGGAGACACCACUGUUCUGACUGUUCUGAUAUUCGGAUUUUUUUUCGCAUCUUCUUCACCCUAAAUAAUGGAGAGCUGACGGCUUGAGAGGAACCUGACUAACAGCACUGUCACAGGAUAAAGAGGAUAUAGCUCUCUCCACAGAGGCAGGGCGCCUUUGUCUCUUUCUCAUUUUCACCUUAGCUACAGCAGAUCAGCUGACAGGAGAAGUGUCAUGGCUGCGCACGGACAGACUCAGUACAGCCCUGCCCUGCAGCCCGCAGGACCAUACACACCUUACACUCACCACACACAGGGCUACAGCAUGCCAUCAUACAACAUUAAAACAGAGGAAGGUCUGGGUCACUCUCUGGGAUACUCGAACUUCAGCAGCACUCCUCCCAGCCAGGCUCUCUACAGCUACUCCACACACGGUGGAGGAAUUUCAUCUGGAAUUUUUCAAGGCAGCAACGCAAUCACCAGUUCGACCCCAUUCAACCCAACUCAACAAGACUUUUCAGCGUAUUCCAGCUACAGCCCGACUCAGUAUUCACCGUAUUACAACUCCCAUCACUACAACAGCCCCUACCUUACCAGUAGCAACAUCAGCCCUGCCGCCAUCACCGCUCCCUUAGCCUAUCAGCACCCAGAAUACCCGGCCAUGCUGCCCAAUCACAGCCCAGAGUCACACACAGGAGAAUACCAUCCACCCCCUAGCCCCCCCACACCAGGUAAAGAGGAGGGAGUCCCAGCCCGAAGGGGGUCAGAUGGGAAGCUGAGGGGGAGGAAAAGAGUCAGCGACCCUGCCCCACCUCUGGAUUCUGAUAUAGAGCGAGUGUUUAUCUGGGACCUGGAUGAAACCAUCAUCAUUUUCCAUUCUCUCCUCACGGGAACUUUCUCCACACGAUUUGGCAAGGACUCUUCAAAGGCGGUGUCUCUGGGUCUGUGGAUGGAGGAGAUGAUCUUCAAUCUGGCCGACUCCAGACUCUUCUUCAAUGACCUGGAGGAAUGUGACCAGGUUCAUAUUGAUGACGUGGCAUCAGACGACAACGGGCAGGACCUGAGCACCUACAACUUCGGGACGGACGGGUUCCAGAGCCCAGCGGGUGCCGGCUCCCUGUGCCUGGGGUCAGGGGUCCACGGGGGAGUGGACUGGAUGAGGAAACUGGCUUUCCGAUAUCGCAGAGUAAAGGAGAUCUACAACACAUACAAGAAUAACGUUGGGGGUUUGCUGGGCAGCCCUAAGCGGGAGGAGUGGUUACAGCUGAGGAGAGAAAUGGAGGUGCUGACAGACCUGUGGCUGACUCAAGCGCUCAAGGCCCUGGCUCUGAUCAACUCAAGGCCGAACUGUGUGAAUGUGCUGGUGACCACCACUCAGCUCAUCCCAGCCCUCUCCAAGGUGUUGUUAUACGGCCUGGGCUCAGCCUUCCCUAUAGAGAACAUCUACAGCGCAACCAAGACAGGCAAAGAGAGCUGUUUCGAGCGCAUUUCCCAGAGGUUUGGCCGGAGAGCAGUGUAUGUGGUGAUAGGAGACGGAGUGGAGGAAGAGACUGUGGCCAAGAAGAAGAACAUGCCGUUCUGGAGGGUGUCGUGUCGGGCCGAUCUGGAGGCUCUGAGCCAUGCACUGGAGCUGGACUACCUCUAGAGGGUGCCAGCUGUCACACUCUGCUCCUCCAUUGUGAGAGGCAGAACUCCUCAGUGGAGCUACUGGGUGAGGCCCCCCCUCAGAGACUGAUCCAGAGUCAGCACUGCUAUUUCCCAGUAUUUUUUUUUUUUUUUUUUUUCUUUCCAGUUUUUGGGGCAGGGCAUCUGAUCACUAAUCAGCACUCAGGGGGACAGCUUCACACCAAGGCCAAAGGAACUGUGAGGAUCUUGAAGCAAGGCUAUAAUAUACCCGCGAUACAUAACAUACAGCCAAACGUAAUGGACCAAAACAAAGGACCAAAGUAAAAUAAGGGACCAAAGAUUCUUAACUGACCCCAGGGAACUGAUUUUUUACUGGACAUAUUUUUUCUUUUUCUUUUUUUUUUUCUUUUUCUUUUUCAGUUCAGUCCACAAAGACUCUAUGUGAGGUGUCCCACUUUUGUACACAAAAGAGUGUUGCACUGAUACCAAAGUCCUGGGAAUGAACACACUCAAACACAGAUGAAAAGCUCAGAGAAGCUCAGACUGCCUGCUGUGUCCUCUGUCGCUAAAUAAUUACUUUUUCCACUGAACCAUACCAUUUUAGAGCGUAAUUACAUACAAAACAAGGUCUAAUCUAAAGUUGUCAAGCUAUUUGAUAUCUAGGCUAGAUUAAUAUGGAAUAACAUUUCCCUCACAGUUAUGGGCUAUUGAAAAUAGUCUGAUUGUGUUUUACCUACAAAAUGUUAGCUAUUUAUUGAUUGGUUUAAAUUUUCAAAUGAUUGAGGCAUACACAUUUUGAGAGCUUAGCAUAAUAAAAUAGCCUACAAAGACCAAAUAUUGUUCUUGUAAAAAUGUUUUGAUAACACGUUGUCUUGGAAAUGCUGUAUUAUAAGCUAGUGCUUGAAUCCUUCCUUUUGACUCUGGGUUGUAUAUGUCAUGUUUUUAAUUCUCCUGUCUUUUUAUUUUUUUCUGUCCAUGAUUGUCUGAAUAACCUCUUUGUAAUAUAGAUGAAUGGAAAGGUUGCGCAUGUGCCUAUUACACUGCCUGUCAGCUUAGCUACAAUGUGUAUAUAAUGCUUUAUUGUUUGUUUUGACAGACAGUUAAAAUAGAUGAAU